Molecule: messenger RNA, 674 nt
Organism: Labrus mixtus (cuckoo wrasse)
Lineage: Eukaryota; Metazoa; Chordata; Actinopteri; Labriformes; Labridae
Gene: srxn1
Product: sulfiredoxin 1 homolog (S. cerevisiae)
Exons: 2
Coding region: 65-484 (139 amino acids)
Biological process (GO): cellular response to oxidative stress
Cellular component (GO): cytoplasm
Molecular function (GO): sulfiredoxin activity
Source: RefSeq, a predicted model, not a curated record
UACGUAAACAAACUAGUUUCGAGGAAGUAGAUGACCAGACUCUACUACUACAGUCAGCAGGUAAAUGUUUCGGCUUUGGCUCGGCGGUAACCCCGGGGUGAAAUUGUUUGUUUCAUCUUGUAGAAACAUGUCGUCAGAGUCCAUUCAGUCAGGUCAGUCGAUUCACUCGGACAACAUCAAAGAGGUUCAUCACGUCCCGAUGGAUGUCGUCAUCAGACCCAUUCCUCCUGUACUGGAUGAGCUCAAAGUCCAGAGUCUGAUGAACACAAUAAAGGAGUCGGCAGACAUCAGUGUUGUUCCGCCCAUUGAUGUGCUCUGGAUCAAAGGUCGAGAGGGGGGAAAUUACUACUACUCUUUCGGAGGCUGUCACAGGUUCGCUGCCUAUCAGAGGUUAAACAUGUCGACCAUCCCGGCCAAGCUCAUCAAAUCAAACAACUCAGACCUCACCACCUACCUGGGGGCUUCCACACCUGAUCUGCGCUGACGCUGGAGCAGCUUAGAGUUUGUUUUGUUCAGAGACUUCGUUCAGGUGAUUCACACACACGGAGCUUUCUCUUUCAGCUGCUGACUGCAGAGUGACGAUUUACCAGCAGGGGGAAAUGCAACUCUUUAACCAAACAAAAAAAGUUUUUUUUAGAACAUAUGUAAUGUUAUUUAAAGGAUAUAUAUCAGUC